Messenger RNA from Pseudo-nitzschia multistriata, 1329 nucleotides. Lineage: Eukaryota; Bacillariophyta; Bacillariophyceae; Bacillariales; Bacillariaceae. The record is from the annotation of a GenBank genome assembly.
CAGCGAUUGCGGAUUCUGAGCGAGUUUUGAGAUACAGUAUCGAGGAAGCAGAACAGAAACYGACACGAACUCUUUUUCGAAAAUCCUUGUCACACAAAUCAGAUUCGUUGGCAACACGACAUCCCCACCAAAGAAAGAAACAAAGCAGACUGGACAAAAGCAACACUUCAAAAAAGAUGGUUUCGCGUUUUAUCGUCGCUCCACUAUCGCUCCUCGUCGCCGCUUUGGCGACGAUUGCCUCCGGAAACAGCAGCAGCAGCAACAACAACACCAACAACAACAACGACAACAAGUCCUGCGACCUGGAGUGCCCCAGGAACGCACCGUGUCGGUUCGGCCACGCCGAUUUUUCGGGCCGCCUGGAUGCCGGGACGCUCGGGAUGGAAACCCACCGCAACGGCAUGCACUGUGACUGUCCCAUAGGUACGUUCGGACCGCAUCGCGCGCUGUUGGUGGCAUCUCGCCGCACCGGAUCGACGGGAGAAAGGGAAUAGCGAAUAGCGAACACGAGACGAGGGGCAGAUGCGUGGGCGCGUGAAUCGAGGUCUUGGACGGCUUUGGCAGAAUUGUUCUUGUUCUCACCGUGUGUUGUGUUGGGUUGGGUUGCGUUGCGACGCAUUUCAUUUCGUUUUGUUUCCUUUGGUUCGCUUCGCUGCCGCGUUCUUUCGUCUCGCCCGACACUGGAUUGGAUCGGACCUGACCUCCAGGCUGGACGGGAAUUUUCUGCGACAGAAAGUACGAGGCCUGUUCCAACCAGAACGGCCACGAGUGCUACAACGGAGGAGAAUGCAUCCUGGGCCUCCAGGACAAGUACGGAAACGACCAGCUCUUUUGCGACUGUUCCAGAGCCGASGGCUACGUUGGAAAGUACUGCGAAACCCCCUCGGAACAACAAUGCGGUGGCGGCGGUGGCAACAACGCGUUUUGCGUCAACGGAGGCGAAUGCAACCCCGGAUUUCCGUGAGUCUCGAAAGCGAAAGGAAGCGCAACCGACGCGGUGCUCGGUCGGACAGAUGCCGUUCUCUCGUUCUCUCGUUCCAUUGUUGCGCGAUUCCUCACGAGUCGUGUUUUCUUGCUUUCGUUGGACCGUGUUUGUUUCUUGGCUCUCUGGACGACAGAGWGGAAUCCUCGCACCCGUGUUUGUGUGGCGAAGGUUGGGAGGGAUACCAUUGCGAGGUGAGUAGAUGCGAAUGCGAUGCCGCCCGUGGACUUCCAAACGAUAGCCAUACUCACACAGUUCCUGUCGUCUUCGUUUCUCUGCCGCACACCACGCACACACCCGGUCGAUACAGUACGAGAAAGACACCGUCCCAAGGUGCACCCUCGAUU